Molecule: messenger RNA, 812 nt
Organism: Daucus carota subsp. sativus
Lineage: Eukaryota; Viridiplantae; Streptophyta; Magnoliopsida; Apiales; Apiaceae
Product: calmodulin-7
Exons: 2
Coding region: 92-541 (149 amino acids)
Molecular function (GO): calcium ion binding
Source: RefSeq, a predicted model, not a curated record
GCACACACUCACAUAGUCGCAUAACAUAAAGACUAAUUCCGUUAAUUUCAUUUCUCUCUCGCUCGCUCCGAUUCAAAAUCUCGCCGGAAAAAUGGCCGAUCAGCUCACAGACGAUCAGAUCUCCGAGUUCAAGGAAGCUUUCAGCCUGUUCGACAAGGACGGCGAUGGUUGUAUCACUACCAAGGAGCUUGGAACCGUGAUGAGGUCCCUGGGACAGAAUCCAACAGAGGCUGAGUUACAAGACAUGAUUAAUGAGGUUGAUGCAGAUGGGAACGGUACAAUCGACUUUCCUGAGUUUCUCAACUUGAUGGCAAGGAAGAUGAAGGACACCGACUCUGAGGAAGAGCUGAAGGAGGCUUUCCGGGUGUUUGACAAGGACCAAAAUGGCUUCAUCUCUGCAGCUGAGCUUCGACAUGUUAUGACAAACCUCGGAGAGAAGCUGACUGAUGAAGAAGUUGAUGAGAUGAUUCGUGAGGCUGAUGUGGACGGUGAUGGGCAAAUCAAUUAUGAGGAGUUCGUCAAGGUCAUGAUGGCCAAGUGAGGACCACUCAUCCCAAAACUAAAGCUUUUGAGAAGAUUUUCUAAAUUAUAGUAGAAGGGACUGGGGAGAAAAGUUUGAGAUGUCUAUCUAUCUCUAGAAACUCUUAGUCUUUUGUGGAUGUGUCCGCUUUCUGUUUAAGUUGCUUUCUUAGUGUCUUUGGGUAUCUGUACUCGUUUUAUUUUGGGCUUUACAUUUGCUUUCUUUCCUGUCUUUUCUUAAUGAUGCUAUGAUGAACCUGGAACAGUCGCAACAUAUUUUCUUUUUUGCUUUC